Molecule: messenger RNA, 2802 nt
Organism: Columba livia (rock pigeon)
Lineage: Eukaryota; Metazoa; Chordata; Aves; Columbiformes; Columbidae
Gene: SHQ1
Product: SHQ1, H/ACA ribonucleoprotein assembly factor
Exons: 12
Coding region: 68-1984 (638 amino acids)
Biological process (GO): box H/ACA snoRNP assembly
Cellular component (GO): nucleoplasm; cytoplasm
Source: RefSeq, a predicted model, not a curated record
CGGCCAGAGGGGCGGCCCGUGAGGGCGGCAGCCGGGGCUGGUUCCCGCCCGCCGGGGCUCCCUGCGCAUGCGCGUUCCCGCCCCACGGGGCGGUGAAGACGGCCGCGAGACGCGGGGGCCACACAGCCAGUGGUUGCUGUUCCUGCUGGAUUCCGUCAUGAUAACUCCAGCUUUUGAGCUGACCCAGGAUCUGGAUUUUCUUACAAUAAUAAUCAAAGUACCUUAUGCCAGAGCUUCAGAGUUUGAUGUGUAUUUUGAAGGGGAAGAUUUUAAAUUUUAUGCUAAGCCAUACUUUCUCAGAUUGACACUUCCUGGAAGAAUUGUAGAAGAUGGCAGAGAAAAAGCAUGUUAUGAUACAGACAAAGGAACUUUUACAAUUCAGUUACCUAAGGAGAUUCCUGGCCAAUAUUUUGAGGGACUGGACAUGCUGACAUCUCUUUUAGCACCAAAGAAAUCAAGAUCAGCAAAACCUUUAGUAGAAGAGAUAGCUUCCUCUGCUGAGUUGUCUGAGGAGGAGGAAGAAGAGUUCGACUGGGAAAUAGAGCAGAUUCCUUACAAAGAAAGUGCAGAAAACACUCUACCACUGCAGUACCGUUAUGGGUUUGGGAAUUUGCGCUCAGGGGUGUUCCAGCGGCUGCAGGAUGAACUCAGUGAUGUUAUUGACAUCAAGGAUCCAGACCAAACUCCUGUAGGUGAACGUAGGAGGAAACGCUUGGCAGCUGAGGCUGCUAAGUUUGACCCUGAUCAUUACCUAGCUGAUUUUUUUGAAGAUGAAGCUAUUCUGCAGAUUUUGAAGUACAAACCAUGGUGGGUUGAUGCUCAUAAAAAAAUGAUAGACUUGAAGGGAGAAUGUCAUCAAGAACAUGACACUCGUACAUUUGUUGUCUUCUCUGAAGAAGAGAGAGAGCAGCUGAGAAAGUUCACAAAUAAAUCUUAUCUUCUGGAUAAAAGAAGCCGUCAUCAUAUAUAUCUUGGUUUAAUUGAUAUCCUUCUGGCGUAUUGCUAUGAAAUUUGUGUCAAUGAAGGAGACAAGAAUGUUGAAUCAUCUUGGAACGUUAGGAAACUGAGUGCAACGUUGUGCUGGCUGGAGAGUUUCACCAGCAUUCAUGACGUCCUGGUAUCUUUUGGAAGAAGAGUGCUCUGCUAUCCCCUGCACAGACACUUCGGAUUAGUGGCACGUGCCUUCAAUGAUACAGUCAUGAUACUGCAACUAGGAAAAGCUGCAGUUUUGAAGUGUCUGCUGGAUAUUCACCAGAUUUUUAGGGAGAAUGACCCUGCCUACAUCCUUAAUGAUCUCUUCAUUACAGACUAUUGCAUCUGGAUUCAAAAAACCAAGUCAAAAAAGUUGGCUGCACUUGCUGAAUCCUUGCAGAAAACCACCCUUACUAAGUCCCACAUAGGAUUUGAACUAGAAGAGCUGGAAGCAGCAGCGGUGCUGGUGCAAGAGGAAGAGCGUGUGUUAGAAGCUGCUGGCACAGUUUCCAAGCAACAGCUGCCGUCCUCUGAGUCGGAGACAAGUGACUCUGAAGAAUCAAGCUGUACUUCAUCAUCUGAGACAGAAGGCUCUGAUUCAGACGAGCCAGAGUCCUCAGCUACUGAGGAUGGGAAAAUAAAUUCUCUACAAGGCACGCGUCUAGAGGAGAGGACAGCUCCACUUAUUGACCGUAAUGGAUUAAGGCAGGGCACAAACACUUCGACGUUUGAGGUUAGUGAUGAAAAACCAAACGUUUCUUUGCAAUCUACAUCUGUUCCUGGAAAACUGAUAGAAGAAUUAGAAAAACAAAUGCACACUGCAAUUAGACUUUCAGAACAGCCUGAAGGAUUGGCUACUGCAAGCUGCGUUUUACAGGAACAAGAAGAAAACGGUGUAUCUGAACUGGACAGAUUUUCAAAGGAUACUACUGGGAAAGGAAAUUUCUUGGAGGUGUCUUCAAAGACAAACCCAUUGCUUUUUCUUGGCAGCACAAAUGAAGAUGGAGACUAAAGGACUGUGGUAGAACAUGGUGUGACCCACUAGCAACACAGCUCGUGGCUAUGAGGUGUCCAAGGCUGUCCUGAGCUACAGAAAUAAGUUGAUAUUUUUCUUCUUUGUUGUGUUGACAGUUUGGAGGACAAAACUGCUUUGAAAAGGAUUUAUAUGACUGUAUGAUAGUUAGAUUUUUAUUUUUCUUCUCUGAUUCAAAGUCUCAGAAUUAAUGGGGGAAUGUGUAAUUUCAGUAAACUUCUAGAAACAGUUUUCAUUAAGCUUAUUUGGUAGUAGAAUGAUGUCCUGAACAAAUACAACUGAAAUGAGCUGUAGCAUCCUUUUAGUUAUCUUCAUCUGUUGGGCUUUACUUGAAAGAUAUCCUUAUUAUGUUUGCAUAAACUUGUUUAUGACAUUUUGCUGCAUUUUUUAAUUUUAAAAGGCUUUAUAGCUAACCACUUCAAAAUAAUGGUUAUAACUUUAAAAGUCUAAAUAGUGCUGACAAGUUAUUUUAAAAUAUAUCAAUGUUUUAUAUUUUUGUACAAAAUAAAAGAAAUUUCUUUAUCAUCAGUGCAAGGCAGAAGGGUUAUAGCUUAUAUUUCUGCAAGAUAGAAGGCUUAUAGCAUGUAUUUCUGCAGUUCUUACCUGUUUCAGUGUGUUUUUCGUGUAUUCUUUUGUGGUGUUUUUGAAAUGUUUCCACAUGUGGAUACUACUGUUGAUCUUUAAAGAACAGAAAUCCUAAUUAUUUCGUAUUUCUUUCUGUAUAUCCUCUUAAUGUCACCACAGUCAUGUGCUGUGAUUACUUUUCAACCUUUUUUCUAUUAAAAAGUGUAUAAAAA